AUGAUUGCUCCAUGCGCAUGGCUCCAUCUCCUUCAACAUAAUUGGUUCAUUCCCUUGCCAGUGUGUGCUGCCUGCAAAUUUGACUUGAUUCAUCAGUUUGCAGGUAUGAACCACAUGAAGACUGUAGACCAGCAUGACAAGUUUCUCAGUAACAUGUUGGCCCUCCUUGAGUGCAAUGGAGUGCUUUUUGUCAAUGAUCACACCGCGAGGGAGGUGUGGACUGUCCUACUUCGCCAAGUGUUGGAACUUAAACGGGAACAGAAGCUUGCACAAUAUGUGGAGAACAAGGAUGGAUACUUUGAAAUGUGUCGAAAUUGCUAG
Molecule: messenger RNA, 321 nt
Organism: Cladocopium goreaui
Lineage: Eukaryota; Dinophyceae; Suessiales; Symbiodiniaceae
Source: the annotation of a GenBank genome assembly